Folsomia candida is the source of this 1162-nucleotide messenger RNA. RefSeq lists its product as uncharacterized. The transcript is spliced from 3 exons. The record is from RefSeq and is a predicted model, not a curated record. NCBI's taxonomy places the organism in Eukaryota, Metazoa, Arthropoda, Collembola, Entomobryomorpha, Isotomidae. The coding region runs from base 162 to 1007 and encodes 281 amino acids.
GAAGCAAAAACACAUCAUAAAGCACCAUUUGCAUCUAUGCACCUAGUAACAAAACGUACGCCUCAACAACUAAGCAGAGUACAAUUUUCCAUUGACUUGAGAUGUCCACAUAUUAAUAUUUUUUUCUAAAUUCAAAAAUUAUAAAUUUUACCUUUCAAACAAUGUACUUACUGUUGACUUUUGUAAUUUGUUUAAUUGCUGGAGCAAGUUGUGAGCAUGCCGGAUUGGCGAAAGCAUUGAAUAAAAGUGAACACUUAUCAGCCGAUCAACUCGCUGAGGGCGUCGAGGUUGACGAAUCCUUUAUUCAGAUUCCUUCAGAUCAAGAUAGUUACCCAAGUAGUCAGGGAUGUCCAAGUCCAACCGAUGGUUACCCAUGGGUCAAGUUUGGCACUCCGGCACGCUGCUACUUAACCGGAUUUCAAGGCCCGUGUCCCCUCCACAUGAAAUUGUUCUACAAUCUCAACUCCCCCGAAUUCGGGUACUGUCAAUGCGACUGCUUCGAGAAUGAUCCCACCUCUCCAGAUGAAUAUUACUGCAUGCGGAAGGCGACUGAAUGGGCAUGGGAAACGGAACUGCGAGCAUACGGGUUUUCACUGGAAACGAAAGUGUGCUACCCGCUAUUUUCUCAGGGUCCCUGCAAAUCUGACGAGUGGUUCGUCAUGGAUUCCUCAGAAAAGAUAUCCACCUGCGAAAAGAGACCGUGUCGACAUCCCAGAGAUUCGAACGAGUUGAUAUUUUUGUCCAACGGUACGAAAUCUUGUCAGAAGCUGGGUGAAGAUUGCAAAUCUGAAUGCCAACCAGAAGUGAACAAGGAGAAUGAUAAUUACAAGUUCGCCUUCGUGCAAGGGACUUGGAUUCCGCAAUGCAUUCAGUACGAAAGCCUUGGAGGAGGAGGCGGGUUUGUUGCGACGGUUGGAGAAUUAAGUUGUGAAGAAGGAUUCACUUUUUCAAAAUUGUUGGGAAAGUGUGUCGCCCCAUUUAAAAAGUUUGGUGGAAGUAUUGGAUGAAGUAUUGUUUUCUUAAUUCUCAUCAAAAUUAAAUUAUCAGUAAUAAAAUCAGUCUUAACUUCUUAACCAAAUAUGAAAUGGAAGCUUCCUUUUAAAUCACACUGAAUGUUAAACUGCAAUAAAGGAUAUUCUCAUUUUACCGAGUGCAAAGCUUA